AUGAGUUUUCUACCUUACCCCAUGAUCACAAGAAAAGACUCAAUACUAGACUAUAUUUAUAGAGAUGAUUCAAAUGAGGUAAUCCACAAGCUUCGUUUACUGUUGGCAUCAAAAGUAGAUAGCAAUCCAAAUCUCAGCAAUGAAACAAUUUCCAUCAUCGGUGAAUUGCGAAAGCAACUAGUGGAAAAAUUUGAAUCCACAGGUAAAGUGCAAAAUGUUCCCGGGCCAGUGAGACAAAGAAGUGUUCGUAGUGUCAAAAAUAUUGCUGCCGCUAGCGCAUCAAUUGAGGAAGACCCAAAUCAGUCUCUCACACGUCGUUCCCAAGCGUUAGGCUUAUCUGUGACGUCGUUGUGGCGUAUCAUGCGAAAAGAUCUUGGCCUACAUCUUUACAAGAUCAAAUUGACGCAAGAACUGAAGCCGCUUGACCACCAGAAGCGACGUACGUUCGUGAAUUGGGCUGAGCAACAACUUAAAAAUAAUCCGGAUUUUCAUCGAAAAAUCAUCUUCAGCGAUGAGGCUCAUUUCUGGCUGAAUGGCUUCGUCAAUAAGCAAAAUAUGCGUUAUUGGUCAGGCAGCAAUCCACACGAACUCCAUGAGUCAACGUAA
Messenger RNA from Belonocnema kinseyi, 606 nucleotides. RefSeq lists its product as uncharacterized. Gene Ontology annotation, molecular function: nucleic acid binding. The transcript is spliced from 2 exons. The record is from RefSeq and is a predicted model, not a curated record. NCBI's taxonomy places the organism in Eukaryota, Metazoa, Arthropoda, Insecta, Hymenoptera, Cynipidae. The coding region runs from base 1 to 606 and encodes 201 amino acids.